Messenger RNA from Caenorhabditis briggsae, 567 nucleotides. The coding region runs from base 1 to 567 and encodes 188 amino acids. Lineage: Eukaryota; Metazoa; Nematoda; Chromadorea; Rhabditida; Rhabditidae. Gene Ontology annotation, biological process: protein dephosphorylation. Gene Ontology annotation, molecular function: phosphatidylinositol-4,5-bisphosphate 5-phosphatase activity; phosphatidylglycerophosphatase activity; protein tyrosine/serine/threonine phosphatase activity. The record is from RefSeq and is a predicted model, not a curated record. The transcript is spliced from 3 exons.
AUGCUAACAUCACUGGUAUUCUAUCCGUCACUUGGCUAUAAUCUAUUCAGAAAUUAUGUGCAAGGAUCCCGUUGGGCGUGGUACAAUCGUGUUGAUGACACACUGAUCCUCGGCGCAAUGCCAUUUCAAUCGAUGAAAAAUGAGCUGAUCGGGAAGGAGAAUGUGGGCGGAGUCGUGUGUUGUACAGAGGAGUUCGAGUUGAAGGCAGCUCUGAAUGCGAUGCGUGAGGAGGACUGGCGCAAAGAAGGCGUCGAAUUUUUCGCGGUCCCGAUGAAAGAUUUCACUGGAUCAGCGCCACGUGCCGAAAUCGAUGGAGCCGUGCAAUUCAUUGAAAGUGUCGCGGCCAAGGGGAAGACGGUCUAUGUGCAUUGUAAGGCGGGCCGCACCCGAAGCGCCACAGUUGCCACGUGUUAUCUGAUGAAGUCUCGUAAUUGGAUGUCGAACGUCGCCUGGGAGUUUCUGAAGGACAAACGUCAUCAGGUGCUCCUUCGGAACGCUCAUUGGAGAACUGUCAACGAGUAUCGCCGGUUUUUGGAUUCUAAUUCUUCGUCGACGUCUUCUAAAUGA